AUGAUCAAACCCCGCCACACUUUGUUUUCUCAAGGAGGACGCCGAAUUGAGUCUGCUUCCCGACGUGGCUGUGUCAAUAUCUCCGACGAAGUUACGGACGACGAAGUAACGGACGACAAGGUGGGCUUGAACGACGGCCACUCUAGUCGAUCGGAACUCGAACGAACUGCUUUUGACGCUUGCGAGAUUAUUCGCAUCGGCCGGAUGGGCGAUCAUCGAGUCGAUCGGCUGCUAAAUCAAAGCACCCGCGCCAAUACCGACUCCUAG
Scedosporium apiospermum is the source of this 267-nucleotide messenger RNA. RefSeq lists its product as uncharacterized. The transcript has 2 exons. Lineage: Eukaryota; Fungi; Ascomycota; Sordariomycetes; Microascales; Microascaceae. Bases 1 to 267 code for a protein of 88 amino acids. The record is from RefSeq and is a predicted model, not a curated record.